This is a messenger RNA of Tetrahymena thermophila SB210, 3360 nucleotides long. RefSeq names its product ubiquitin carboxy-terminal hydrolase. Gene Ontology annotation, biological process: protein deubiquitination. Gene Ontology annotation, cellular component: nucleus; cytosol. The transcript has 11 exons. NCBI's taxonomy places the organism in Eukaryota, Ciliophora, Oligohymenophorea, Hymenostomatida, Tetrahymenidae. The record is from RefSeq and is a predicted model, not a curated record. Gene Ontology annotation, molecular function: cysteine-type deubiquitinase activity; cysteine-type endopeptidase activity.
AUGUAAAUUGAUUAAUUAUUGAAAAAUUAAAAAUUUAUAUCAAAAAGAAAGAAUCAUACAUAUCUUUACAAAAUGAAAUCUUAGGACAAAUUCAAGGGAAAAUCAAUUAGUGCAGAGCAGAAAUAUAUUGGAAUAUAAAAUAUUGGUGCAACAUGCUAUAUGAAUAGUGUAAUUUAAACACUAUUCAUGACUUAAGAAUUCAGAUACAAUAUAUUCUCUCAAAAUAUAGAUGUCGAUAAGGUUAAACAAAUAGAGAAAUCAAUUCCUAUUUAAAUUUAGAAACUUUUUGCACUGCUACAAAUUAAAAAAGACAAGAAGAUUAGCACUUAAGAUUUAAUUAAAAGUUUUGGUUGGACUAGUGGAGAGGCUUUCUAACAGCAUGACAGUUAAGAGUUUAUAAGAAUUUUAUUUGAAGCUAUUGAUAAUACUUUUAAAAUAAAAUUUAUAAACGAGCUGUAUUAGGGAAAUAUGGUGAACUAUGUUAAGUGUCUAAACUGUUAAAAUGAAAGUCUAAGAGAAGAAUAAUUUUUAGAUAUUCAGCUAACUAUUAAAAAUGACUUUGAAAAUAUUAAAAAUGAGUCUAUUGAUGAAGCAUUCGUAAAUUUAAUGAGACCUGAAUAACUAGUUAAUGAUAAUAAAUAUUUUUGUGAAACUUGUAACUCGAAAUAAGAUGCAUUAAGGGGUUGUAGAAUUGAAAAGAUACCCGAAAUUUUAACUAUUUAACUGAAUAGAUUUACUUAUGAUUACAUGAUGGACCGUAGAGUUAAAUUAAAUAAUCUAUUUAAAUUUCCCUAUAUUCUCAAUAUGAAUUAAUUUGAUUCUGGAUAUCAAGGAAUACCAUAAGAGAUAAAAAACAGAUUCGAAGAUAAAAAAACUUAGACAUAAAAGGAGUAAGAAGAAUUAUAAAAGUAAAAAGAAGAAGCAAAUAAAUAGAAAGAUUUAACAAAACCAUCUAACUAAACAAAUAACAUGAUUUCUAAUGAUUAAAAAAAAAAAAUUGUCUCUAAAGAAGAUACCAAGCAAAAAGGACAAAACUUGAGAGACUUUUUAAAAAAUGAAAGGUUAAAAAAUAAAAAAGAUAAAAGCUAAAAAGAAGAAGUUGAAAUCGAACUAUUUACAGAUGAUGUAAAAGGAGAAAAAUAUGUUUUAGAAGUAAACGAAAUUUAAGAUGAAUAAGUAUAACAGAAUUUGCCACCUCCUCCUCCAGCUCCUAUUUUACUUAAUUUAGAUAACACAAAGAAUGAUAUACCACCUCCUCCUCCUAUAAACAUUCUUAAUACAAACUUAGGCCUUGAAGAUAAUAAAAAUAAUGCCAUUCCAUAAGCACCUCCAAUGUUUUAAAGUAGUAAUACCUAGCAUAGCUAGAAUUUGAAUUCGGAAUAAGAAAAAUAGGCAAGAGAAUAGCAAUUAAAAGAAUAUUUAGAAUAUUUAAAUAGUAGUUAUUAAUAGUACUGGACAGAGACAGAAUAGUAGAUUUAAGAAUAUUUAAAGGAUGGAGAUAAUGUUUAUGAGCUUUUUUCUAUUUGCAUGCAUAGUGGUGGUGCGUACGGAGGACAUUAUUAUGCCUUUAUUAAAUCAUUUGAAGAUAAGUAUUGGUAUAAAUUUAAUGAUUCUUCCGUUACUUAUAUGGAAUUAGAAGAUGUUAUAAAAAAAGCUUACGGAGGGUCUGAUUUCAAUAAUGCUUAUAUGCUUUUUUAUAGGAAAUACAGCCCUAAUUCGAGCAUCACUUUUAAUGAUGAAAGCAUUCCAAUUUAUUUAUAAAAAAUAUUAGAAGAAGAAGAAAAACUUAAGUAAGAGGCUAAUAAAGUUAUAACUUUGAAAUAUGAUGUUGAUAUGAAGCUUAAAUAACAAAAGGGAGAAAAUUUGAACUAAAAUAAUAUCAAAUCUGAUAUGGAAAUAGAACAAAGCUCAAACAAUAGCUUUGUUUAAAUAUGUUUAGCAAAUUAGCAUAAUUUAGGUCUUGAAGAUUUAAAUUCGAAUUUAGAAGUAAUUAAAAUUGAGGAUGUCAACUAGUCUUUGUCUAUUGAAGGAUUGCAAAAGUUAAUUUGUAUUAAGUUUAAUGCUUAGGAUUAUAAAAGAGUUCUCAUAUUUAGGAAAAUAAUAACAGAGGAUUAAGUUUUAGGAUAAUAAUUAAAUAUUUUUAGCAAUAAAUCUCUUAAAGAGCUUGAAGUAACUUAAGAAGAAGUUCUUUUUGUUGAGAUUCAAGAAGAAGAAAUAGCUUAGCAGUAUAAAUGGGUUGAUAAAUUUGAGGAGAUUUCUAGUACGAUUUAUAUUCGCUACAAUAUCCCUAGUUAAGAAGAAGAGCUUCAAACACAAUUCAGUCAAAAAAUAAAAAUAGACUCUAGAAGAUAAGAGUAAUACCUUAAACAAGUUUUAUGUGAAACGCUUAAGAUAGAAUAGAAUCAAGUUAUUUUAAGGUUUGAUGGUCCCAUGGGGAAAGAAAUUAAAAACAUGAAUUCGUUAAUCAAAGAAAAUCAUGCUUUUAACAGAAAAGUCUAUAUCUAAUAUGGAAUCCCUUGCAACUAAAAUGAAUACAGGAAUAAAUUAUAUAUUGCCUAACCAUAAAGCUUAUUUGAGGCUAAUAUAUUCUUCUUAUUUGAAGAAGUAGGAGAAAUAAUAACUGAUAGAAAUUGGAACUUAGAUGAGUUAAAAGAGGCAAUCAGAAAAAAUCUAAGAAAUAAAAAUAUUCCAUAGUACACCUAACUUUGCUAAGAUUUUGAAGUCAGGGAAAAAUAUCAAUUCAAGUUGAGGAGGUUGUAUAAGCAAGGACUUUUGAGUGAAUAAUUUGUGAGUGAAAAAACCGAGUUUGCAGUAGAAUUUAAAGAAACCACAGUUCAAAAUUUAAGUUUAGAUUAGUAUAAACUUUAUGUAAGAAUACUGGAUUCAUAAAAUAAUACCCUCAAAGACAGGUUUGAAAUUAUAGUAAAGCAAGAAGACACUUUACACGAUUUAGCAAACAAUAUUUUCUCAUAUGAUAAAACUGUAAACGUUAGCAAUAUGUGUGUAAUUUUAGUCAAAGAUGUAGAGAAUUUCUAGUUGAAUGACUUGAUUUCCGAGGAGUGGAUAUGUUUAAAUAAUAACAGUGAAAGCAUAAUCAAAGCUCCACUGAAGGUCAGUAAUGAUGGAUAACUCUUAAUAGUAAAAGAUUAAGAUUUGAACUUAGCACAAUUUAACCUACAGAACUUGAAAGAUAUGAGAAUUUAAAAUUAAAGGCAAGAAAAAGCUUAAAAGACUAGAGUAAACAAAAUAUAUCAUCCCAAAGAGAAAGCCUUAAAAAUUAACUAUUAGCAAGAUAAUGUAGAUGAAUAAGAAUAAGAUAUCAAUGCUCAAGAAAAAGGAAACCAACAAAUGACUGAAUGA